Messenger RNA from Saprolegnia parasitica CBS 223.65, 1759 nucleotides. RefSeq names its product TKL protein kinase. The record is from RefSeq and is a predicted model, not a curated record. The transcript is spliced from 5 exons. Gene Ontology annotation, molecular function: protein kinase activity; ATP binding. NCBI's taxonomy places the organism in Eukaryota, Oomycota, Saprolegniomycetes, Saprolegniales, Saprolegniaceae. Gene Ontology annotation, biological process: protein phosphorylation. Bases 1 to 1725 code for a protein of 574 amino acids.
AUGGGCCUCGGCGUCCGCGUGCUCGCCGCUUGCCUGCUCGUGUCGACGCGCCUCGUGGCCGGCGCAAGUUGCGACGCUCUGCAGGCUUCGUACGACGACGCCGUCGACAACUGCUCAGUCGCGACGACCGCCGACAACGUCACAUACAUGAUGCCAAGGCGGUGGUGCGGGUUUCCGAGCUGCGUCCAUGCGACGCAGGUCGCCGCCGCCUUGGCGUCGCACCAGUGCAACGUGCCAAAAGACGCCUACCCAGCGCGCCACUGCGACCUAUCGUGCAUCGCGACGCUGACGGCGGUCAACCGCAACGCCUUGUCGUGUGGCGUGGCCAGUACGCUUGGCGCCGGCGACCUGCAUCACUGCGAAGCGUGCAAGUACCUCUUCCAGAACCUCUCGGUCUUUCGCACCUCGUGCGGCGUCGCGCCGGGGACACAGGAAGCGAGCUCGUACCAAGCCAAGUUCCUCGACCCGCUCUCGUACUGCCAAGCCACGUUUCGCUACAAGCCCGACUUUCCCUUCAACGUCUCGUCGGCCUCGGCCUCGGCACCGUCGUCGACGUCGUGCGCGGUCGGGAUCGUCUGCGCGUGCCUUGGCAGCCUCGGUGCACUCGUAGCGCUCGCGUGCUUUUGCAAGCGGCGGCGACGGCGCAAGCCGCUCCGCGCCAGCCUCGUGCGCAUUCCAACAACGCGGGCGUCGACAGUGGACCUCGAUCUCGACUUGGCGCCCUAUGUCCUCCGCACCAACGACCGCGCGUCCAUGGCGGCGUCCAGCAUCAGUAUGUCGGCCACCGACGUCCGUUUCGACCCGCGCAUCAUUCGCUUCCGCAUCCCGCUUUCCGAAUUUACCGACAAGACGCUGCUCGUCCACGGCGGCCAAGGGCAGAUUUUCCGCGCGCGGUGGCAGCACCAUGCCGUCGUUAUCAAGCAAAUCGCCAACGGUAAAGACUACGACGCGAUCCAGGAGUUUAUGCAAGAGAUUCGCAUCUCCGCGGCGCUGCGGCACCCGCACAUUGUCACCUUCCUUGGCGUCGCAUGGACGACGCUGCAUGACAUUGCAAUCGUGUCCGAGUACAUGGCGGCGGGUGACGUGCUCUCGAUCCUACGGGACCAGCGAACACGCCCUCGGUCCGAGCAGUGGCUGCAGUGGGCCCGCCCGCCGGCCGCACUCACGUCCAAGCUCGAUAUCGCACACCAAGUGAGCAUGGCACUCGAGUACAUGCACAGCUUGGCGCUGGUCCAUCGCGACAUCAAGGCAAAAAACGUGGUCUUGAACGCGCAAUUUGUCGCCAAGCUCUGCGACUUUGGCAUCUCGCGCCCGACGUGCCCCAGCGCGACGAUGACCGUCAACAAGGGCACGGUCGCGUACAUGGCGCCGGAGGUCUUCACGGGCGAGCGCUACUCGGAGAAGGCCGAUAUCUACAGCUUUGGCGCGCUCGUGGCCGAGCUCGACCUCAUGGACACACCGUAUGCUGGCACGGACGAAGGGCAGGACGCGAUGGUCGGUGACGCCCAGAUUGCUCUUCAGGUGGUCGAAGGCGGUCUUCGCCCGCAGUUUUCAGACGCGAUUCCUGCCGAUGUCAAGGCGAUUGCCGACGACUGUUUAGCGUACGACGCCGAGCGCCGGCCGAGUGCGAGCGAGCUUCAAAACCGACUGCGCAAGCUUGUCCAUGCAUCCCGCCGACUUGUAAAUAGCACCAGCGAGUCAGCGAGUAGUAAUAGUGACGUAUAAACACACAUGGUAUAGUAUAACCUUAUUCUCGACG